Molecule: messenger RNA, 1482 nt
Organism: Aspergillus calidoustus
Lineage: Eukaryota; Fungi; Ascomycota; Eurotiomycetes; Eurotiales; Aspergillaceae
Source: the annotation of a GenBank genome assembly
AUGACUUCCAACCUGACCAAGAAUCUGAAGCAGCCGGCUCUGGACUUUCUGUCCUUUGUCAAUGCUUCUCCAACCCCUUUCCAUGCUGUCCUCUCAGCUAAACAGCUGCUUGCAAAGGCGGGAUUCCAGGAGAUCAAGGAGAAAGACUCGUGGGCUUCCACCUGUCGCCCUGGUGGAAAGUACUACCUGACCCGCAAUAGCUCAACCAUUGUGGCUUUUGCUGUCGGCAAGAAGUGGCAGCCUGGAAACCCCAUUGCUAUGAUCGGAGCUCACACCGACUCGCCUGUGUUGAGGAUCAAGCCAGUAAGCAACAAACGCGGUGAGGGUUACAUUCAGGUAGGUGUCGAGACCUACGGCGGCGGUAUCUGGCACACAUGGUUCGACCGUGACCUGGGUGUUGCAGGCCGGGCCAUGGUCCGCGCCGAGGAUGGCUCCAUUGUUCAAAAGCUGAUCAAGAUUGAUCGUCCAAUCCUCCGUAUUCCUACAUUGGCCAUUCAUCUUGAACGGCAGGAGACCUUCAGCUUCAACAAGGAAACACAGCUGUUUCCCAUUGCUGGCAUGAUUGCUGCCGAGCUCAACCGCACCGGUCAACCCAAAGAGGACAAGAAGAGCGACGAGGGCGAGAGUUCCGAAUUCUCCCCUCUGAAGUCUAUUACAGAGCGCCACCACCCCCAUAUCGUGGAGCUCAUUGCGGCUGAGGCUGGUGUAAAGCCAAAUGAGGUGCUUGAUUUCGAGAUGAUCCUGUUCGAUACGCAAAAGUCUUGCCUGGGUGGACUGCUUGAGGAGUUCAUCUUCUCUCCCCGCCUGGACAACCUGAAUAGCUCAUACUGCGCUACUGCUGGACUGAUCGAAUCCGUCGCUGAUGAUUCUGCGCUGGAGAAUGAGUCUACUAUCCGCCUCAUCGCGCUGUUCGACCACGAGGAGAUUGGAAGCUGCACCGCCCAGGGCGCCGACUCCAACAUUCUGCCUGCGAUUAUCCGCCGUCUCUCCGUGCUCCCGUCCGCCUCGGGCGGCGCCGAUACAUCUACCGCAUACGAGCAGACUCUGUCUACUUCAUUCCUUCUCUCAGCUGAUAUGGCCCACGGUGUCCACCCCAACUGGUCAGCCAAGUACGAGAGCGACCACCGCCCGGAAAUCAACAAGGGACCUGUCAUUAAGAUCAACGCCAACGCCCGCUAUGCUACCAACUCCCCUGGUAUCGUCCUUCUCCAGGAAGUGGCGCGCAAGGCUUCGGACGAUGGCGGUGAGGGUGUCCCUCUGCAGCUCUUUGUCGUCCGAAAUGACUCUAGCUGCGGGAGCACGAUCGGACCUAUGCUCUCUGCCGCUCUUGGUGCCCGGACUCUAGACUUGGGUAACCCCCAGCUGAGCAUGCACAGUAUCCGUGAGACCGGUGGAACUUAUGAUGUGGCACACAGCAUUCGGCUGUUCAAGAGCUUCUUCAAGCAUUACGGUAGCACCUCGCAGACCAUCUUUGUGGAUUAA